AAUAAGCAUAUCUCUUAUUUCCAUUUGCAAACUAAUCUGCCAUUGUUGAUUACCAGCCAAAAUGAAGGGUUUUCUAAGAGGUAUAAAAUACGUUUCCCACAUUUUUGAGGGUGAAAAAGAACCAGAAAUGCAAAUUGGACUUCCUACAGAUGUAAAGCAUGUUGCUCAUAUCGGCAUGGAUUGUCCUACUGUAGCUAAACCGAGUUGGAUGAAUGAGUUCAACUCUGAGAUCCCAACAUUAAAUCCUUCAAAUGGUGAUCAACUACAACUGCUGCCUCCUCCUCCAGGAAGUCAGGACUCAUUGUCAGGUAACGGCAGUGAGAAGCCAAAGAAGUCUGGAGGCAAACAAUCAGUAGGAAGUAGCCCAUCUGCGGGGUCCGAGAAGAGUACUAGGCGCCAACGUACGCCGGAAGAAUCUGCUAAUCGAGAUCCAUCUUCCGAUGAAAAGCAGCAACGACGUUCGAGUCAUGACACCAAAUCAUCUUCUCAAGUACCUGACAUCCCCAAAAAAUAUCGGCAAAAGAAAUCAAAGAGAUCGUGUGGCGGAUCGGAGGCAUCUCUGUCGCCGGCCGUAUCAAAUUUUGAGAUCAAAGCAUGA
Hibiscus syriacus is the source of this 598-nucleotide messenger RNA. Its product is annotated as CRIB domain-containing protein RIC5-like. Lineage: Eukaryota; Viridiplantae; Streptophyta; Magnoliopsida; Malvales; Malvaceae. The transcript has 4 exons. The record is from RefSeq and is a predicted model, not a curated record. Bases 62 to 598 code for a protein of 178 amino acids.